AUGAAUGUUUUAAUUGCAUUCAUCCAUUCAGCCUUGCUCUUAUUUACUGUCUCCUGUGUCUAUGCAAAUCAGGGUCUUGAAAUAGACGACAGUUGUUUAUCAGUUGAAGAAAGAGUAAAGUGGACACGAAGCCUGCAUUUCAAUAACCAGUCGUUCUCACUAAAUAUCGAUGUGAACGACAGGCCUUCGCACUGGAUUAUUAACUAUAUAUUUGAGAUACUUCUUCGGGAGCGUCUCGGAUAUAGGGAUAUAAAUUUCAUUUACACUCCAUGGGAUUCUUCUUCAACCGUCAUUAGUCGACUCAAUUGUGAAAUAUCAAGAAACUGUUCUCGUCCACCUCCCGUUCAUGUGAACCUUGAGGUGUGGCUUCGCACCGGUGAGGAAAUUAAUAAGCAUGCACCGCCCCAUCGUGUCCGGAUAAAUGGACCUCUUGGACCUAUAACCCGAUGGGGUCUGUAUGGCAGUCAUGAUGCAUUAGAUCUGUUGAAUACGGCCCGUACAGACCCCAAAUCACAUCGAUUGCAUCAAAACCAGUCAAUUGACACUGGGGUUCUCUUUUACGAUCACCCAACAAUGUUUGAGGCUUACAAAAAUCUAUCAGAAGACAGCGUCUACCUGGGCCUGCGUCCCGAGAGGCAGUUCACUCAAUCCUUGUGGAAUAUUACCGCUCGAGGCUCUGGACUAGAUCGUGUUGCUCUUCUCCUCAGCUGGUAUCCCAGCACUCUAACCCUCAACCCGAGGUUGGUGCGGUUAGGUCUUCCCGACUGUGCCGCUCUCCGGGCGCGAACCUCUAUCAACUCUGCUGUUGACUCAAGUUGUGCUUUUGAGGUCAACCGACUUGUUAAGGCCUCCUGGGCGGGCCUGGCUGAGGCUGCUCCUCUAGUUUCCCAACUGAUCGAUCGAUUUCAAAUUAGACAGACGGAGUAUAUUGAGUUGCUGCGCGUUGUAGAUCCCAGUCUACUGAACUACACUGAUGCAGAACAGAAGAAUCAAGAGGUGAAGUUUCGAUCUCGGUACCGAGAAAUUGCCUGUCGCUGGUUAAGGAUGCAUCGCUCCACAUGGAAACAUUGGACCGAGGGCUGGAACGUCAAAAAGGAAAUAAUUAUCGGGGGAAUGUUCACAUUCACAGGCACGGAGGAAUUUAACGACUUAGCCCCCAACGCCUUUCACGCUGUGGACGUGCUGAACGGGGAUGAGAAGUACUUUGGUAACUCCGAGUUUGCAAUUCGUCUACAAGUCCGCAAUUUGACCUGUUCUCAGAACGUAGUACUGAACGACUUCUUCAACUUCCUCACCGUCAAUCCCAAUAACGAGAGCGUCUUGGGCGUGAUUCUGGCCCUUUGUCCUGACGCAAUCGAGGCAACCGUCAGACUUGCCAACCUGCGCCGGGUGCUUGUCAUUUCGCCAACCGUUGAGUCUGCCUCCUUUCUGUGGCGCAAACAUUACAAGUUCUUUUUUCGCACCAUCCCUUCCGCCUAUACUGCCAGCUUCAUCUUCAUCCGACUGUUCCAGCAGUGGCGAUGGAAGCGGGUUGCGAUGUUCCGAAAAGACGACCACUACUUCUACCGUGAUGCUUUCAUAGCAAACAAUAUCAGUUUGGUGGACGACUUUGAGGUGAAGGAGUCCAUGCUCACUUACUCUGUGGCCCUAAAGAAUGUCAGGUCAGUGAAGCAACGGAAUGGUCGAAUCAUCAUCGUGGACCACUCAGCCGCCGCCACUGCAAUUAUCCUCUGUGCCGCUUUCCAUCUAAACAUGCGUGCUGAGAAGGGCUACGUGUGGUUCCUCAGUCCGUGGCUUUCGAAGAACUUUUGGGAAUCGCCGGAAGUUGUGCCUCGUGAAUGCAGUGCAGGGGACCUCAAGAUCAUGCACGAUUACUCAUUCAGUGUCUCACAUCCCCUGCACACGGGCGCAGUUACUCACUCCAACCUCAUGACCCCCAUGAGCGGGUUCAAUAGGUCCUCGGAUGCCUCUAACGGUGGUAGGUUUUUUUCGUCAAGAAAAUUAAGGCUGUCAAAGUCUGAAAUGCGAAUUCGCUCACAUCAACGUCAACUCUACGAGCAGUGCACUUUCGAAUCUGUUAUAGUCCUCGGAAGUGCUAUAGCCCGGCUUCUACGCGAAAAUCCCUCUUCACUAUCCGUUUUGAAUAGCCCGAAGAUGGCAGAGCGCCUUCGGACCUUUGUGUCAAAAACUCACAUGGAGUACUCCAACAGAGGAUAUCUGGACAAAAACGCGGUCUCUUUCUUCAGUAACAAUGUCGAGCGCUUAGGUGAGACCCUUGUCUAUCGAUUAGGCGUCACUCCCCCUUCUCCCCCUAUCCCACCUCAGACACCGCUUCCUUCCUACGAUGAGGAUCCUCCCGCUAGCACUGUCCACCAGCUAAGCUUCGAUUCACACAACGAUCGACUUUUGGAAGCUUGGCUGCUGAAGCAGAUUCAGGACAAGACCACCGUUCCGAUCACUCUGUGGUCUUUUACCGGACCUCAUGAAGGCGAAACAGAAUAUGAGUCUACACCAGGAUCUGAUGAUAUCCAUCGAAUGCAUGCAAGUGGUGGGGUAGCCCGAUCCAAAGCCGAUGCUGCCAGCGAUUGGGGUGACGACAAUGGUGAGGGAGAAGACAACGGAGGGGAAGUUAACCGAAAUGACGCUAUUGCUUUCAAGACAUUCGUGGAUAAUCUUAUUGAGAAGCCUUACGAUAAACCACGUUGGGGCGGUGGAGGCUCUACGCCACCCACUGACGGCUCCAUCACCGAUGCCGACUGUACAUUUGCCUUUAUCUCCCGCUGGUUUGGAGUGAGCUGUGUUGUAGGCAACUGGAUCUUUGCAAUGGGUGUCCUUCUUAUAGUUGUCGUUCCCGUGGUUGCCAUUGUGCUGGCCUACUUCCGACGACGCCUCCAGGAGGCUGAAAAGUUGACAAGGCGACCAUAUGAGGAGUUGUGUGCACUACUGGCUGACGUCAAUGUAAGUUAUGGUUCUUUCUGCAUGUCACCAGCUUUUGCAUCAGGCGGCAAAUCUCUAUUUUUUGUUUUGACGUCCGUGAGCGUUAUGCGAUUGUCGGAACCAUGGCGUCUUAUUGUGAGCUGUUGUCAAUACUAUUGGCAACAUCGUCCCGAGUCAAUGCUCCAGGUUAUUGAAGAAAUACGGGCUAAUGGGAAUUGCAUUCGUCCCUAUCUCACCGAUGAACCUCCUACCCUUGAGACCACAGCGAUCCCCUUCCUUCCCGGUCCUGCGGCUUGCAUUAUGCCAGAGCCACCAUCCGUGCCCCAACCCGCCUUUUCAGCUCCUAUGGGGGCUCGUGCUUGGGUGGGUGGUGCCCCCUUCAUGAAUCCUUCGGCACCAUUCACCGACCCCCCUUCGAUGGGCGAUGGUCAGCGCCACACGGCGGCAAACGGUAGCGGAGGAGGGGGCGGAGGCGCCUGUGUUGUCGAAGGUCACAAAGUUUCUCCUUCCGCCAACUCCUCCGCUUCCCUAACGUCAAAUUCCUCGAAGCCAUGUAACUUUCCACCUCCGAUUACGGUUGGUCAGUCUCCACCUAGGAGGGUGCAACCACCGAUGUCGGUUUAUGCACCCCCAGGGCCCCCGAGCUACCAACCUUUGGAUGAAUUUCGCCCCUUAUUGAAUCCCACCAAUCGGUCAUUAUCACUGGAGUUUCUCCAAAAAUCCGCCUUCCAUGUGCAUUCUCGCCCACCCAGCUUCCUGAAAGGAAAUGCCGAUGAGAACACUAGUGACGGUGAUGAGGACACCGAGGCUGGCGAUGUUCUUUCUCCAGGACGCGGAACCUCUCAUCAAUGUACCUCAUGUCCCCAAAAAACUUCCCUGGUGACCCGCAACAUCCCUCCUCCCACCCCUGACGCUGUUGUUGGGCCUGCUGGGCGGAGACACCACGGCAACUUUUUUGCGCGAACCUUCGCGGCAGCCCUCGAUUCUUGCAGUAAACCCCAUCCCAGGCGGUCAGCGGGGCUACCGUCUUUCCUCCGCGGUGAUCAGGCAUCGUCUAUGAGACUGCGGCUUCUUCCCUCUCUUCGCCACCACCAACCUCCACCUUCGCGCAAUGAACUUGCAUCUAAAUCUCUCCCCCAGGUUUGCAUUCUUUUCACUUUAGAAGUAAUCUCACAUUGUGUGAUUAAAAUUUGGACGUUGCUAAGGAGAACGUUAUUUGCCUCCUAG
This is a messenger RNA of Mesocestoides corti, 4164 nucleotides long. The record is from the annotation of a GenBank genome assembly. Lineage: Eukaryota; Metazoa; Platyhelminthes; Cestoda; Cyclophyllidea; Mesocestoididae.